Messenger RNA from Sorghum bicolor (sorghum), 1720 nucleotides. Its product is annotated as aldose 1-epimerase. Bases 243 to 1505 code for a protein of 420 amino acids. Gene Ontology annotation, biological process: beta-D-galactose catabolic process via UDP-galactose, Leloir pathway; glucose metabolic process. The transcript has 4 exons. The record is from RefSeq and is a predicted model, not a curated record. NCBI's taxonomy places the organism in Eukaryota, Viridiplantae, Streptophyta, Magnoliopsida, Poales, Poaceae. Gene Ontology annotation, molecular function: carbohydrate binding; aldose 1-epimerase activity.
CCAUCCAGAAGCACUAGCACUCUAGCAGGGUGGUGGAUAGGCGCUGGACCGGGAGCUAGCAUGCAUCAUCAGAUGGCGAAAACGCGCGACACCAUGCCGAUCGCUGGACCGCAGUAGCUUUCUGACACAGCCCACAAACCAAGGAGCUGCGUGCGGGCCGGGGUCGAUCACCUUAAAUUUCUGAAACGCGCGGCCCCGUUCGAUCGGCUGGACCAGCUGCUGCUCCUCCCAGUUCCAUCGAAAUGGCAAGAGCUCCUCCUCCUCCUCCUCUGCACCGGCUCCCUGCUCUUCUCGCCGCCCUGUGCCUUGCCGUGGCGGUUUGCUUCUCCGGCGUCGUCGAAAAUGCUGCAGCGGCGACCCUAGCGGCGGACAGGACCGGCAGGAAGAUGGUCGGUGUUCACGAGCUCAGGAUGGGAGAUUUCUCCAUCAAGGUCACCAACUGGGGGGCGACUCUCAUGUCCGUCAUCCUCCCCGACUCCAAAGGGAACUUGGGCGACGUUGUGCUCGGCUACGACACCGUCGCUGAAUAUGUCGUAAGAUCGAUCCAUCGUAGUUUACAUGGAUGGAUGUAUACUGUCUUGUGUGAAACUGAAACUGUGGAUAAUGUGCAGAACGGCAGCGCCUACUUCGGGGGUCUGAUCGGCCGCGUGGCCAACAGGAUCGCCGGCGCUCGGUUCGUGCUGGACGGCAAGGCCUACCGCCUCUACCGCAACGACGGCAACAACUCGCUUCACGGUGGCCACCGGGGGUUCAGCAAGGUGAUAUGGACGGUGAAGGAGCACGUCGGCGGCGGCGACUCACCGUACAUCACGCUCUACUACCAUAGCUUCGACGGGGAGCAAGGGUUUCCGGGCGACCUGGACGUGUACGUGACGUACCGACUCUCGUCCCCGUACGCGCUGAGCGUGCGCAUGAACGCCACGGCGGCGGAGAGCAGGAGCAGGGCCACCCCGGUGAACCUGGCGCACCACGCCUACUGGAACCUGGGCGGCCACGGCAGCGGGCCCAUCCUCGGCGAGACGGUGCAGCUCUUCGCGUCGCGGUACACGCCGGUGGACGCCGCCACGCUCAUCCCGACGGGCGCGCUGGCGCCCGUGGCCGGCACGCCCUACGACUUCCGCGCGCCGGCGCCCGUGGGCGCGCGCCUGCAGCCCGACCUGCCGCACGGCCUCGCCGGCUACGACACCAACUACGCCGUGGAUCACGACGACGACGACGACGAUGGCGCCGCGCCGCCGUUGCGGCCGGUGGCGCGCGUCUGGGACGGCGCGACGGGGCGGGCCAUGGAGCUGUGGGCGGACCAGCCCGGGGUGCAGUUCUACACCAGCAACGGGCUCGCGGGCGUCAGGGGAAAGGGCGGCAGCGUGUACGGGCGGUACGGCGCGCUGUGCCUCGAGACGCAGGGGUUCCCCGACGCCGUGAACCACCCGAGCUUCCCGUCGCAGAUCGUCAGGCCAGGACAGGUGUACAAGCAUGACAUGGUCUUUAAGUUCUCCUUCGCCUAGCUUUCUAGCUACUUGCACAACAAAUGCGCGCAUGUGGUUCAUCUCUAGUGCUGUCACCGCGUGGUGUGUCAUGGUUAGACUCCAACUAGUCUCCAAGGACAUCCCCAAAUAAUAAUGUGCUGCGCAGUAUGAUGGUUUUAUAAUUUAGGAUAUGAAAACUACUGUAUUCACUAAGCUUUAAUUUCAUAUGCUGAAUAGGGUAUUUUGCAUUUUUA